Cherax quadricarinatus is the source of this 5442-nucleotide messenger RNA. It is a transcript of the gene beta4GalT7, whose product is annotated as beta-1,4-galactosyltransferase 7. The record is from RefSeq and is a predicted model, not a curated record. Gene Ontology annotation, biological process: proteoglycan biosynthetic process; carbohydrate metabolic process. NCBI's taxonomy places the organism in Eukaryota, Metazoa, Arthropoda, Malacostraca, Decapoda, Parastacidae. Gene Ontology annotation, molecular function: xylosylprotein 4-beta-galactosyltransferase activity. Gene Ontology annotation, cellular component: Golgi apparatus.
AACUUGGACACAGGAUUCAACUCGGCUUAUUUAUAAUGGCCUUUCUAAUCAACACAAAUAAAUGUACUUUAUUAUAUAUUGACAACAGACAACAGCUAUAUAUCAAUAAAAGGAAAACAUUUCUAACCCAGGACAACUAGAGAAAAUGUAAGUAUAUAUGAGAAAGUGUGAUGAGGGAGGAGCUGCCAUCAUCAACCCAGACAUGUCAACACACUGACCUGGAUGACGUUAUUUAGGGAGGAUGACCCCAGUCUGAGGAAGUGUGUACGCCAUGGACCCUCCUCUGCCAGAAGGAGCUUCUUUCUUCCUCCGACUAAUUAUUCAAAAAAUUCUCAUAACAUAAAGCAGUUAUUGGUGUCGGGGACUUGGAUGACCCUAGCUGCUAUGUUGCGAUUUAAGCGACCCACCACUCUUCUCUGGGGUCUUGGCCUCUGUCUCGUAUUUUUCUUCUAUGUAUCUCUACCAUCAGCAAAUACAGAUCAGUGUGAGUGUCGUGGUCACCAAAAGGCUGUCACUACUAGUGCAUUUCUUGGUCAGUCACUCUUCCAAGCUCCCAAGACAUUCCCAAAUGACAGACACAAAAUGGCUGUCCUUGUGCCAUUUAGGGAUCGCUUUGAGGAGAUGCUAGAAUUUGUUCCUCACAUUCAUAACUUCCUAAAUGCUCAGCACAAAAAUCACCACUUGUAUAUCAUUAAUCAGGUUGAUAACCUCCGCUUUAACCGAGCGUCUCUCCUUAAUGUGGGCUUUUUAGAAUCAGGUGUUGACUGUGAUUAUAUUGCAAUGCAUGAUGUUGACCUUUUGCCCAUGAAUACUGCAUUGACUUAUGAAUUUCCUCAUGAUGGCCCAUAUCAUGUUGCUGCCCCACAUCUUCACCCACGAUACCAUUAUCCUACUUUCAUUGGGGGUAUACUACUUGUUAAAAGAGAGCACUUUCGUAAGGUAGACGGACUGAGCAACAAAUACUGGGGUUGGGGGCUAGAAGACGAUGAGUUUUUUGCUCGGCUUAAAGAAGCAAAACUUGAAAUAUUCCGCCCUGGCAAUCUCACCUCUGCAACCAAAGAUACAUUCAGGCACAUCCAUGACAGACGUGUGCGAAGACGUGACAUGAUCAAAUGUUAUAAUCAACAAGAAAUUACACGACAUCGAGACCGUCAGACUGGCCUCUCUACCGUUCGCUACAAGAUCCAGAGCAAGAAAGAGGCAAGAUUUUUUGUGAUUUAUUUACUAAACAGUAACAUUAUGACAAUUCAGGGAGCUCCGAUGACAAUAUUGAAUGUUAUCCUUGAGUGUGAUAAAUUUAUAACACCUUGGUGCGAUUGUACAGAAAAUGUUGGCAAUGUGCCAAAAUCACAGCAGAAACCUGAAAAAUUGGAUGAUGUAAUUGUACCUAAGCUUAAUCGUAAAAAGCAUUUAAGUCAAGAUGGCUAAAAUUGUAUCUGAUUUAUUUUAAAAAUUGUAAUACUUCAUAAAGUACAUUUUCCUGAACCCAUUUUCAUUAGGCUUAUGUGAUGUAACUUAAUUUGGAUUAUGUUGUUGAUAGUAGCGAGUGUCUUAGUACUGUAUCAUAUAAGGUUUUGUUGAUGCUAGUACAGUAAUGAUAUACAUGUAUACAGCAUUUCCUAGUACUAGUUAAAUACCAUAUAUCCAAAAUCAUUUCUUUUUCUUUCAGAGAUUCACUAAGGAUAAAAUACUGUAUUUCCAUGGGCUUGUCCAUUUUGCUUUAAAUAGAGAAUCUAAGGUGAUUCAAGGUGAUGCUACAUAAAAUUUGUAGUCUACUUGAAGUCAGGAGCAUAGGUGUCAGCACACACUGCCUCAAGUUGGUUUACAAGUGUGUAAGCAUUGGGCUGGUGCAACAUGAAGAAUUCCUUGACAUUUUUACACCAAACUUUUUUAUUAUUGUUAUAUAUUUUACCCAACCAGGAUAGUAAUUCUGCAUCUAUUCUAGAUCCUGCUGAAUAAUAAUUAUGAUGCAGGCAUAAAAGGUGUCUAACGAACAAUUUCGACUGUAAAGAAUUAAGGGAAACUACAUUGUUCAGUGAAAAGAGAAGGUAAGCAUUGACGUUGACAGUCUUGGCAUUGGAUGAGUAUACAUUGAGUCUGGGUGACAUUGCAACCUCUUGAGAGACUAAAUGGAUUACUAUGUACUUGUUAGGAAAUCAUAUACAUAUAGAGGACAUAGGACAAGUUGAUUACAGAGAAGUGACACUGAUGUCAUUAUGAGGAGUGUCUCAAAGUCUGGACCCAUAGGAAAUAUAGGCUUUAUAUUCUUAAAAUUAAAUAUCUAAUGUUGGUUUUGCAUAUUCAGAAAUUAGAAUGCCCUAAUGGUUUAUUAUGAUAGUUAAGAGAAGGUGGAAUUGCUGUUUUUAUGUGGAUACCUGAAAUUCAUGGAUUAUCCCAAAAUCUAAACAAUAUUACAGUACUGAAGGAAAACAUUCAAAAUGUUUGCUAUCAGAUUAUUGUUUCCAUCUUUGGAAGUUUAAAAAAAAUUGAUGACAAUAUGUAUGUGGAUGGCUCAAUGGUAUUCAGUUUGGAUAAUAAGCAAAAUUGUAAGUUUUACAUUUUUCCCUAUGGACACAAUAUGCUGGGAUUCCCUUUAUAAGAAGGCAUCAAAUUACCGACUUGACAUCCUCCAGUAAUCCAAUACACGUUUUUUGAUGAUCACGAAAACUUGCUGUUGUGUGGCUGUGUGGACACUGAUACAUCUUGCUCAUCUCACCAGUUUCCAUGAGUUCUACCCAAAACGAUGUUUUCUGGUAAGUACAGUUUCAUAAAUUGUUAGAAAUGCAGUGUAUCCACUCUUAAAGAGAGAGUUCAAGAUCUGGAUGACUCGGGAUAUGUGGCAUUUUUAACUCUGCUGUGUAAGAAUUUGUUGGUGUGAUUAUUUUUCCCUAGUACAGUGGACCCCCGGUUUACGAUAUUAUUUCAUUCCAGAAGUAUGUUCAGGUGCCAGUACUGACCGAAUUUGUUCCCAUAAGGAAUAUUGUGAAUUAGAUUAGUCCAUUUCAGACCCCCAAACAUACACAUACAAACUUCUCUUUCUUUCAACACACCGGCCGUAUCCCACCGAGGCGGGGUGGCCCAAAAGGAAAAACGAAAGUUUCUCCUUUUACAUUUAGUAAUAUAUACAGGAGAAGAGGUUACAAGCUCCUUGCUCCCGGCAUUUUAGUCGCCUCUUACAACACGCAUGGCUUACGGAGGAAGAAUUCUGUUCCACUUCCCCAUGGAGGACACAUACAAACACACUUACAUAAAUACACUUACAUAAUUGGUCGCAUUGGGAGCUGAUCGUAAAGCGGGGGUCCACUGUACUGUAUAGGGUUUUCCACUGGUGAUAACUUAUAAAUUGCAAUUUAUUAUGUGUAUAAUAUUAAUCUGAUAUUUCAGCUAGUAUGUACUUGUACUGUUUAUUUCUUAAAAGGUACUAUUAGCAUACAAUUUAUUUCAUCUGGGACCAUUGUCACAAUAGAAUGAAACAUCAUCUAAAGACUUAUUUCCACUUUGUGAGUUACUGGCAGUUGUGGAUCUUCACUUUUUUGUAUAUAGUUUUGAGUCGUCAAACUUCAUCAUUGGUGCUUAAAGGAUAAAACCACUAUCACAAGCAGAAUAGCUGGUUUACACAUAGUUGUUAAUAUUUACUGGUAGUUUAAAAUCAAAAUCAUAUCAUAAACUAUACAAAUGUUGUCUAACCAUAUUAUCAUUUCAUAUUUAGCCAGUCUACAUAUUACAUAAAUCAUAAACUUGCCUAUACAUAAUGAAAUAGCAUUUGAACAAUUGUAUAAAUAUGGUCGGGUUGUUGCAAUGAAGCCUUAUUCUCGCUAUGUAAAGGAAUUCAAAGAUGAUGAAGUCAUACCCAAUAUACAUAUUGAAGUUGUUCUCCCAGGUACUGUAUGACCCCAUGAAUGCAGUAAGUAAUAAUAAUUGAAGCCAAAACUGUAAAAUCGUUGUAGGUAUGAGGGUGAUCAGUUAAAUGGCAAUAAUAAUGGACUGCAAAAGAAAGGAGAUUUACUUAAGGAAAAAUGAGUAUGGAAAGACCUACCUAUAUGUUACUCAGGAUGAUUGCUGACAGCAUCUUACGUGUUGGAAGCUUGCAUUUUAUUCUUUUACGUGUGUGUAAGAAGGGUUCUUGUGGUGGGAAGGUUUAUCAUUUAGCCAACCUUGUACAUGUGUGGGAGGCUUCAAGACUCUUGGGAUAUGAGUAAAUAUUUUUUUUAUUCUUUGUGUUUACAUAUUUUUUGUGUGAUUGUAAGGGCAUGAUUGUAUUUUAUAUAUUACAUAUGUUGACUUAUAUAAUAUUUUUAUGACACUACUUUUUAAACUUCAUUUUCUACCAUUGCACAUUUCAGGUAUUAUAACAUAGACUCUAGUUUAUACAAUAAUGCUGUAUUAGUGCAUUUUGAAGUGUUUUUGAUUUUAGGACUGGGCAUUGAAAAAUGUGUGUACUGUAUAUUUCAGUUUCCAAAUGCUUUCAUGGAAUAAUACUCUGAUGCUAAUACAAGAUAUUAUCUGUGCCUGUUUUAUAAUUUUCUCUAUUUAGAAUUCGCUCAAAUUCAGAAAAGGAAUUUUCUCAUUUAUAAUUAUUGUAUAUCUGCAAAAUUUGGGAUAUGGGGGCAAUGAAUCUCAAAAUCAUUGACCCACAUUAACAGUAAAUACAGGUUGCAUCUUUUUUGUGUGAAUGAAGACUGUAAAGUGUACAGAAAUACCUGUUUUUGCUAAUGUAUUUUUUGCCUAAUUUGCUGUUGGUUUUUGUGUGUUAGUGUACAUAAAACGAAUUAUAAGGCAUGUUUGCACAUGCGAUAUGAUCACAGUAAAUAAUAGGUGAUAUCACAAUAUGCAAAAUUACCAAGGUAAAAAAAAUAGUGAAAUUCCAUGUGUUUUCAUGAUUUCUCACAUUAUCAAGGAACAUUCAAAAUAAUCUGUUGUCCUGUUCUAUUUACUAUUUCUUGAUAAUGUGAGAAAUCAUGAAAGAGGAUGGAAUUUCACUAUUUUUUCACUGGUAAUUUUGCAUGUUUGCACAUGUCAGACUACCUCUGAUCAGUCUAUAAGCAAAAGCAUUGACACAACUAACCAGGUGUGCUUCUGGUACUUGUUAUACAGGCAAGUAAGGAGGAUUACCCUUGGUUGUUCUAGGAAUUUCCAGUGUUUAAUAGUAUUUUAUUUUGCAAGUUUGUCAGAUAGCUAAUAUAUUAUUGGAAACAUUGUUCUCUUGAUUGACUGCUGUUGCAAUGCUUAAACCAACUAACCAUUAAAAGACCCAUUAUUAUUCAUAGCUCAAAUUUUAACUUGAAAAUCCAAUAAAACUAAACAACUGAUAUAUAGUGUUUAUAUUGGAUUUACUGUGUUUGUUUGCUUUUAUAAACCAGCUAUAUGUGUGACAGUAUUAUGGUGCCAUAAAUUUCAGUAUAAUGUGUAAUUUUAUUCUGCAAUAAAGAAAAUUUGCUCAUG